Molecule: messenger RNA, 3832 nt
Organism: Strongylocentrotus purpuratus (purple sea urchin)
Lineage: Eukaryota; Metazoa; Echinodermata; Echinoidea; Camarodonta; Strongylocentrotidae
Product: low affinity vacuolar monovalent cation/H(+) antiporter
Exons: 20
Coding region: 81-2351 (756 amino acids)
Biological process (GO): intracellular calcium ion homeostasis; calcium ion transmembrane transport
Cellular component (GO): endomembrane system; membrane
Molecular function (GO): calcium:proton antiporter activity
Source: RefSeq, a predicted model, not a curated record
GCUACACAGCUACUUGAGAUGCUAGAUGAGCACUGCGAGGGGACUUUUCACGUCUAAAGUCAGUUUAAAUCCCCUUCAAGAUGUCGUCAGGAAGAGUCAAUGAUAGUGUUGUGCGUCACGAUGCUGAUGUUUUACAGAUGGAAGAUGGGGCUGAGCAUGAUGGAGAUGGUCUUUCAUGUUCCUCGGUCCACUCCCACCAAUCAGGACCAGUCCCAAGCCCCAGUCGCCAGAACAGCCAUGGAAACCCUUCAUCCUUCCUCCGUCAUCGAGCGAGGUCAAGGACGAAUGAAAAGACAGAGGAGGAGGAGUUUGUGUUUGUUGAAGCGCCAGAGAAUGAGGUGGAAGCCCAGAGGAUGGAACAGAACUAUAUGUUUGGAUUUAAGAAGUGGAAGAGUCAUGUGACGAAGCGCCCUCUACAAGAAAGGUCAGAGGUCGUCCAGGAGCUCUACAAACCACCGCUAGAGAUCAAACCAUUUUCAUAUCCCACGCUAGGUGUUUCCAACGUGGUUUAUGCGUUGCUUAUUGGAUGGUUCAUGGCUCUGAUAUACACCCUGGUAGGGGUUCUGAUGCUUAUCACUGUCGUGGGAUGGAGACAUGGUAUCUACUGUUUCCAGCUUGGGCGCUACUUUUUAUGGCCAUUUGGAUAUUUCGUACAGGAGCAAACUGAAUAUAAGUUUAUAGAGGUCGAUGAAUCGACAAGCAUAGGUGAAGAUGGUGUGGUAAACACGGCUUAUAACGUCCGAGACCCAUCGGAUAACGAGAAGCUGGUGACAUCAUUGACCGGGAGUGACACUUAUCACCGAGUUGACAACAGUAAAUACUGGAAAAGGCCAUCUACGUAUGUAUGGCUUAUUCUAGGGAUGCCGUUUGUUUUCCUGCUUCAUCUUUUGGUGUUUUUAAUCUCAUGGAUGCUUAUUAUAUCCUUGCCAGUAGCAAAGCUCAACAUGAUAGCAAUCAAAAGGCUCUUGAUUCUACCUCCUGAGAAGCUUAAAGUCAGCAAAACAACUGCCAUCAAGCCUGGAGAGCAGUCCCAUGAAGUGAUUAUGUGUUCAUACCAAGCUGCUAACUUCUACUCAUACAAGUACACAGUAGAUGGCAUGAACAUCUUCUUUGUCAAUAUGCUUCUAUUUGUCGUCAUUGCAAUAGUUGUAGGAUUUGCAGACACGAACAACAGGUUCACUACAGCUAAAGGGAGAUUUGCAAUGGGUCUUUUGGCUAUUAUACCAUUGGCACACUACAUUGGGAUGGCUAUUGCAAGUAUUUCAGCCCAGAGUAACCACGUUGUAGGAGCAGUCCUGAACGCAACCUUUGGAUCUAUCGUAGAGAUCAUCCUCUACAUCUCGUCUCUCCUCAAGCAGCGGGGUAAUGUACCGCAGGGUAUCUGCUACUCUGAGAUAGUCAAGUCAGCCCUGACAGGAACCCUGCUUGCUACCAUGCUCUUUAUACCAGGUAUUUGCAUGAUGGUUGGAGGACUGAAGCACAAAGAGCAGCGUUUCAACGUUCGGUCUAUGUCGGUCAGUGCAACGCUUCUCUUCAUAUCGGUAGUGGGAGUGUUCACUCCUACGAUCUUCACCAUCACGCUAGGAGGCUUUGAGUGCAGUCAAUGUUUCAACUCUACAAAUCAUACGGCACUGCUAUGCUCGGGAUGUACCUAUGUCUACAAACUUAAUGAAGACUCUGACUUUCUGAAUCACAAGUUGCGUCCGUUGGUCUAUGUCUGUAUCGCCUUGCUCUUCUUAGCCUACGUCAUCGGCCUCAUAUUCUCUCUCAAGACUCAUACACAUAUUAUUCAAGAAAGUAGCUCCCAUGCGGGAACAUCACAAGCUAACACACACAGUAAACCUGAUGUACACUGGGGUAGAAUCAAGAGUACUAUCAUCUUACUAGUAGCUGUAGCGCUGAUGUCUCUUAGUGCCGAGGUGGUUGUGCAGAAUCUAGAGCCAAUUAUAAGUAGUUCUACGGUCAUAAAACCUGUAUUCAUUGGUGUGACAGUCUUAGCUGUUGUUCCUGACUUACCUGAAAUCAUUAACGGCAUCCAGUUUGCUCUGAAAAACAACAUUAAUCUCAGCUUGGAGAUUGGAUGCUCAGUAGCUGUUCAAGUGUGUCUCUUGCAGAUUCCUGUCUUAGUCAUAGUGGAUGCCAUUGUGAACCUAGGAUUUAAUCUGGUGUUCAACGAACUCCAUCUCUGGUCUGUCAUCAUUAGCGUCAUCAUCAUUAACUACAUCUUUGUCGAUGGAAAGUCAGAUUAUUUUCAAGGUUGUAUGCUGUGUAUCAUCUAUUUCUUUCUUCUUGCCAUGUUCUUCUUUGCUGGUGAUUCCACCAAGACAGACUGCAGCAUACUUAAUGGAUAGUACUUAAAGCCCCACUGCACUACUUAUAGCUACUUGCGCCCUCUAUACAGCCAACAAUGCCUAAGCGGUACCCGUUGAUCCCCCAUGAUGCCCUUUUUCUGAUGUUGACCACCUGCCAGUGACCUUGCAGGGAGGUCUAAUCCCUCCAUGCCCAAAUAGUGCAGAGGGCCUUUAAUAUGUGAGGUGAUUGAACGCUGUACACUCAGUGUGUAGAAUUAAUUAGCAGAACACGCCCUUAAUUAGAAAAUCCAAUCACUGUGAGUUAUCUCUUAAUACGAUUUGCUGGAUAAUUUACUGUAGUUUAUUUAUGUUUGUGUAAUUAUUUAUGUUUUUAUGGAAUGUACAAAAUUCUGCAAUUCAGCCAUCUAGCUCCAAAAUAAAUUUUCAAUAAAACCAUUACCAUUAAUACUGGACACAACAUUGUAUGGAAUGAUACCCAUAUUAUUGAAUUUGAAACAUGCUUCUGGUCAAAAAAGGUGAAAUUAAGCAUCCAUCUUGAUAAAAAAGGUUUAAUCCUUCACUGACUAGGGCUCUGGCUAUGUAUUUUCAACUAUCUUCGCUCCUGUGAUCUCAAAGCAGUAGACAGCAAGAAACUGUGUGAAUAUAAUAACUGAGCUUGAGAAGGUCCACAAGAGUGGAUGAAAGCUUGCCUGCGAGAUGUUAAGGUCGAUUGAAGUUUAAACUGCAUGUUAGAAUGAACCCAUUUAGUGUCUCUAUGGUUUUUCAACAAUAUAUUUUUUAAAUAUUUCAAGAGAGACCAAAUUUGACCUUCUAUGCUUUGUUGCAUUGUUGGAUUGGGUAUGAAAAAUCCGAGUUCCAUGAGAAAAAUCUUCUGCUUACUUGCGCCCGUCUUUUAUGCUAGCUGAACGUGAGAUAGCUGUCAGUGUCCAUGUGCAGCAGGUCAUAAUUCGCUGACAAUGUAUUAUUGACAACACCUAUUAUUUGGUAAAAGCCCAAAUUGUGUUUAAUUACCCAUGUGAGCCUUCUACAAUGCGUCUUUAAUUAUUUGUGCUUAUAUAGAAUGAAUUUUCAGGUUUUAGCGUUUUUGAGAAAUCUCAUUGUAUGAUUCAAGACGUAUUCAUUUUAAACAUAGUUCUCAAAGAAUGAACUUUUGUGUGUGUGUACUAAAUUGGACAUGUACCUACAAAUUGUUGAAUAUUGCCCCCGUUUUUUGUAUAGUGUGCUUUAAACUUGUGUGAUUUCCUUUUUAUACUUUAUAUAUGUAGGUCAGGGGUCAGGAGUGGAUGGGGGAGGGAGUGCUCACACUCGUCCAGACCCCCUCCCCCGUUUUUUUUUUUUUAGGGGGGAGGGGGGUACAAAAUCAUGAAGCCACCCCUUUAGGAUUUACACAUGUAUAUGGGCACAUUUAUAUUCUAUACGACAUUCCAGAUUUUCAAGUAUUAGUGUUUUAAAGAUUUAAGGUGCUUAAGGGGGUAUCUCACUGAGGGAAGAAUGCUUGCGAACAUAGCGAAUUUGGGGUU